Molecule: messenger RNA, 690 nt
Organism: Coprinopsis cinerea okayama7#130
Lineage: Eukaryota; Fungi; Basidiomycota; Agaricomycetes; Agaricales; Psathyrellaceae
Exons: 4
Coding region: 1-690 (229 amino acids)
Cellular component (GO): nucleolus
Molecular function (GO): RNA binding
Source: RefSeq, a predicted model, not a curated record
AUGCAAACCAACAUCGCGACCCUCACAAAGUCCUACAAAGCCAUCGCUGCAAAGCGAAAGGCGAAACAGAACGAGGUCAAAGAGGUUCUGUUCGACGAUGAAGCAAGAAAGGAGUUUUUGACCGGUUUUCAUAAACGAAAAAAGGCCAAAAUAGAGGCUGCACGGCAAAAGGCGAAGGAAAGAGAGAAACAGGAAAGAUUAGAGGAACGCCGUGAGCGCAGGAAAGAGCUGCGCGAGCGAGCAAUAGAGAAUGCCGCUCAGGUGGAAAAGGCCUACAGAGCUCAGUUGGGCAACGAUAGCGAAGAGGAAGACGAUGAAUGGCAGGGAAUAGGCACUUCUUCGGCAGGAAAAGAACAGGACGAAGAAUACGAAGGGGAACAGGUGGUCGCCACCGUCACUGUCGUGGAAGAUUUUGACCCAACAACCAUUACCACUGGCCCCAUCCCUCCCCAACAACCCCCGGAAGAUGACGAUACCUCCGAUUCACCGCCCCGUCCUACCCCUUCCUCAUCAAAACCAGACUCGAAGCCCGGAUUGAGUAAAUCCAGGCCCAAGGUCAAUAAGGUGCAUUACGAAACCAAACAGGCACGGAGAUUCGAAAGAGAAAAACAACAUAAACGCAAGCUCGAAAAGGCUGCUCUAGCGGGCAGCAAAGCUGGCAGGAAGCAAAAGUCAAAGUCUAGGCGAUGA